Ramularia collo-cygni is the source of this 774-nucleotide messenger RNA. RefSeq lists its product as uncharacterized. The transcript has a single exon. The record is from RefSeq and is a predicted model, not a curated record. Bases 1 to 774 code for a protein of 257 amino acids. NCBI's taxonomy places the organism in Eukaryota, Fungi, Ascomycota, Dothideomycetes, Mycosphaerellales, Mycosphaerellaceae.
AUGGAUAAUUCCGAGGAAUACGAUUUGGGGGAGUUCGGGGAGGAGCUCGAUGCAAUGAUCGAAGAGAUCGUGGCGCCGCUGUUAGAGAGGAUGGAAGCGUACAUGCAAAGGGUGGAGGACCGAACGAGGGAAAUGAAGGAAAGUAACAGGACGGCCUUGAAUGAGUACGAGAUGGCAAAGGAUAACGUGGAGGAGGCAAGGCAGUAUUGGGUGAGGAAAUACCAGCAAGAGAAGGACGCCACUAAGGCGCGAGACACGAGCAUGGCUGAAAAGCCGGCACCUGACUCGGGCCCGGUAGUGCAAGACAAUGGUGUGGGUGAUGAAGAGGUAGAGUCGAGAGAAGAAAGUCGGGAGCGAGGCGUAACAGUGACCGCAAGGUCUGCGCAUUUCCCGAGCCAGACAGGACGAGGACGCGGUCUCGGUCGUGGUAUUGACGGCUUGGCCUUCGGCCGCCGCUCACCAACUGAGAGCCACCGAUCUCGUUUGGGACAUGGACCACCGACGGAGGAGGAUGAUACCCACGUCUCGACCCCGCGAGUUAGAGGAAGUGGUGCUGGCGGCUUGGCCUUUAACCACCAAUCGCCGCCUGAACAGCGCCGUUCUCCGUGUUACAACGCAGGGCUAGCGGAAGAUGGGCAGAGUGAUGGGAAGGAAGAUGAGAGUCAGGGAGGAGAUAUGGAUGCUGAGGCUGUAGAGGCUGCGGGUGCUGAGGCGACGGAGGAGGAAAUUCCCGCCCUUCGGCAGAGCUCGCGUCAGCGGACCACAGGGGUCUAG